AUGGCAAUCGAAAUAUCGGACAAGUUGAAGUCGCACUUCCUCCCCAAGAAGCUGCUGUUUUAUUUCCUGUUCCAUGGACUUCACUUUGGGCUUUUUGCCUACGGCUGGUGGAAACAAGCGACUGACCCGCGGUUGGCACCGCUGAACGCUUUGAAAUUCUCCAUUUGGAUUUCAAGAGGCGCUGGUCUUGUUUUGAGUGUUGAUAUGCUCAUGAUUCUUCUGCCCAUGUGCAGAACAAUUCUUCGGGAGAUCAGACCGAGGUUACGUUGGUUGCCACUCGACGAAUCUCAGUGGUUUCACAGACAAGUAGCAUAUACUAUGCUCUUCUGGACCGCGUGCCACACACUCGGUCACUAUGUCAAUUUCUUCAAUGUUGAAAAGACCCAGGUCCGCCCGGUUCUUGCCGUGGAGAUUCACUACACGCAAGCCGGUGGCAUUACGGGACAUGUCAUGCUGCUAUGCAUGAUGCUCAUCUACACAACUGCGCAUCAAAGGAUACGACAGCAGUCCUUUGAAACCUUCUGGUACACGCAUCACCUCUUUAUCCCCUUUUUCCUCGCCAUGUACACGCAUGCAACCGGUUGUUUCGUGCGUGACACCACCGAUCCCAUCUCUCCAUUUGCGGGCAGCAAAUUCUGGAACCACUGCCUUGGUUACGAAGGCUGGCGGUGGGAGCUGGUCGGCGGCGGCCUCUACCUGCUCGAACGACUCUACCGCGAAGUUCGGGCCCGGCGAGACACCAAGAUUGUCAAGGUUAUCAGGCACCCCUACGAUGCGGUCGAGAUUCAGUUCAGCAAACCGAGCAUGAAAUACAAGGCCGGACAGUGGCUGUUCAUCAAUUGUCCUUCAGUCUCGACUCAACAAUGGCACCCCUUUACUAUCACCUCCUGUCCAUUUGACCCGUAUGUCAGCAUACACAUCCGGCAGGUGGGCGACUGGACGCGGUCAGUAGCCGACGCACUGGGUGCCGGUCCGGCGCAAGCCAAGCUCUACGACGACAUGGACCCGAUGGGAAUGUACGAAGUAGCGCUACAACACGGGCAAGAAAUGCCCGCAAUCCGGAUCGACGGGCCAUACGGAGCGCCGGCAGAAGACGUGUUCGAGAACGAGAUUGCGAUCCUGAUCGGCACGGGCAUCGGCGUGACGCCAUGGGCCAGCAUCCUCAAGAACAUCUGGCACCUGCGGACGUCGCCGAACCCGCCGAAGCGGCUGCGCCGCGUCGAGUUCAUCUGGGUGUGCAAGGAUACGACGUCGUUUGAGUGGUUCCAGGCGCUGCUGAGCAGUCUGGAGGCACAGACGCAGGGCGGCUCGGGCUACGGCACCGGCAUCGACGGCCAGGACGACUUCUUGCGCAUCCAUACGUACUUGACACAGCGCGUGGACGUGGACACGGCGAACAAUAUCGUCCUGAACAGCGUUGGCACCGAUAAGGACCCCCUCACGGAACUGCGCAGCCGCACGAACUUUGGUCGCCCGGACUUCGCGAAGCUGUUUUCGGGGAUGCGCGACGGCAUUGUCAAUCGCAGCUACAUGAGCGGGUUGGAGAGCAGUCUGCGCACCGACGUGGGAGUCUACUUCUGCGGACCGAGUGUUGCGGCCAGGGAUAUUAAAAAGGCGUGUAAGGGCGCGACGUCGAGGGAUGUCAACUUCAAGUUCUGGAAGGAGCAUUUCUAG
Aplosporella prunicola CBS 121167 is the source of this 1674-nucleotide messenger RNA. RefSeq lists its product as uncharacterized. The record is from RefSeq and is a predicted model, not a curated record. NCBI's taxonomy places the organism in Eukaryota, Fungi, Ascomycota, Dothideomycetes, Botryosphaeriales, Aplosporellaceae. The transcript has 4 exons. Gene Ontology annotation, cellular component: plasma membrane; NADPH oxidase complex. Gene Ontology annotation, molecular function: superoxide-generating NAD(P)H oxidase activity. Bases 1 to 1674 code for a protein of 557 amino acids. Gene Ontology annotation, biological process: defense response; superoxide anion generation.